Molecule: messenger RNA, 1864 nt
Organism: Rubroshorea leprosula
Lineage: Eukaryota; Viridiplantae; Streptophyta; Magnoliopsida; Malvales; Dipterocarpaceae
Source: the annotation of a GenBank genome assembly
GCGACAGUCAUCCGGCAGUGCAUGCUCAUCGUUUGUCCAUGAUCAAAAGAAAGUGAUAAUCUUUUUGGAAAGGAAAAAAAAGUUACAGGAGGGAAGGAGGGGUCUGUUUCAAACGGUCCAAAGCCUGCUUCAAAUUCAAACCCUUCCUUUAAAGUUUGAGCAAUUUCCCAGGUCUGAAUUUUGGUCUUACUCCUUAGAAGUGCUAAAUUCCUGAGCCCGGGUAACCAAAAUUGGAUCUUUCAUGAUUUUCUGCAGAUUGAUUGAGCAAACAGGGUGCAAUGGAUAAUUCAUGGAAUUCCGAUGAGAAUUCCGAUAAGGGUUAUCAGCCUUCCACUUCUUCCGUUGACCUGAACGAGCAGUCAACUGCAGAGACUCCGGGAUAUUUAACUCUGAGUGGUGAUUCUUUUGAAUAUUACCGGACUUACUCGGAUACUUCAGCCUUUUCAGAACCCAUUGAUGAAAGCAGCUGCUGCAGUGAGCCUUCUUCUUCUCGGUUACCGGCCAUGAAGUCCGGUGGCCGGAAUCAGAAUGUUCUUAAAAGGCUAGCGAUGAACCAGCACAAAAAGGUUCUAGACAAUAAGCUUGAUGAUAAGCUUGAAUCACUGGAUUCAGAGCUGGAAAUGAUGAAGGAGAGAUUUGCAAAGCUUUUACUGGGGGAAGACAUGUCAGGAAGUGGGAAAGGUGUCUGUACAGCAAUCACAAUCUCAAAUGCCAUAACCAAUCUCUAUGCCACUAUUUUCGGUCACAGUUUGAGGUUGGAGCCUAUGAAUUCCGAAAAGAAGGCAAUGUGGAAGAGAGAAAUGAACUGUCUUCUCUCUGUCUGUGAUUUCACAGUAGAAUUUAUCCCCAGAUCGCACAAUUUGCGCAAUGGAACGUCUGUUGAGAUCAUGGAAAGCAGACCAAGAUUGGACAUUUAUAUCAAUCUCCCUGCUUUGAGAAAGCUGGAUGCAAUGCUCAUAGAAAUACUGGAUAGUUUCCAGGAGAGGGAAUUUUGGUAUGCGGAACAAGGGAGCAUGUCAUCAAGUUCUACUCGUUCAGGCUCAUUCCGUAGGGUGAUUCAUAGGAAGGAGGAGAAAUGGUGGGUGCCAGUUCCUUGUGUUCCCCGCGGAGGACUCUCAGAGAAAUCAAGGAAGCAUCUGCAGCAUAAACGGGACUGUGCUAAUCAAAUUCACAAAGCAGCCAUGGCUAUCAACAGCAGCAUUCUUUCAGAGAUGGCAGUUCCAGAGACAUACAUGGCAUCUCUCCCAAAGAGUGGAAGAGCAAGUAUUGGGGAUACCAUUUACCGACGCAUGUAUACCGCAGACAAAUUCUCUCCUGACUAUCUCCUAGACAAACUGAAUAUAUCAUCUGAACACGAAGCACUUGAGCUUGCUGAUCGGGUGGAAGCUUCAAUGUAUACAUGGAGACGAAAAGCAUGUACAAACUAUUCAAUAUUGUCCUGGCAAAUGGUCAAGGAUCUAAUGUCUGACAUAGAUAGAAGCAAUAAAAAUUAUGUCCUGGCUGAAAGAGCUGAGAGCUUGUUAUAUUACCUGAAGCAAAGAUAUCCUGAACUCGCGCAGACUUCCUUGGACACAUGCAAGAUCCAAUACAACAGGGAUGUGGGGCAAGCAAUCCUGGAGAGCUACUCAAGAGUAUUAGAAGGCCUAGCUUUCAACAUUGUUGCUUGGAUAGAGGAUGUCCUUUAUGAGGACAUAUUGAUGAGAAAUCAAGAGUGAAGAAAACUAGAAGGAAAUCAAGCAUCAAAGAGAUGAUUUUGAAUCCCAAUCAUCUUUCUCUAGCUAGCAAUCAAUCAAAAUUUAUUUUGGAAGCACAGAAGUUCCUUGUUCAUACCUCCAUGUGUAUCUAAUCAAACAAGCAAUCCCAA